This is a messenger RNA of Aspergillus clavatus NRRL 1, 1614 nucleotides long. RefSeq names its product putative MFS transporter. Gene Ontology annotation, biological process: transmembrane transport. The transcript has 7 exons. The record is from RefSeq and is a predicted model, not a curated record. NCBI's taxonomy places the organism in Eukaryota, Fungi, Ascomycota, Eurotiomycetes, Eurotiales, Aspergillaceae. Gene Ontology annotation, molecular function: transmembrane transporter activity. Bases 1 to 1614 code for a protein of 537 amino acids.
AUGGUGGACUCAUCGGGAAUCAGUGUGGUCGAUGAGAAGCACUCCCUGCCCAUCGAGCCAGAAGCCCUAGGCGAGACGACGAUCGAGCAAAAUGGAAUGAAAACACACCCUCAACCAGCUUCAGACCCCUUAGAUCCGCUGAACUGGUCGACUCUGGAAAAGCAUACCAUACUGGGGAUUGUCAUGCUCAAAUAUUUCCUGUUCACGUAUCUCACGACGACCACCGUCCCCUCGUUUCCUGACUUACAGACCACUUUCGAUAUCAGCUACUCUGAAGUCAACUGGACGGUCGCAGUCCCUGCCCUGGGUCUGGCAGUUGGGCCGUUGUUCUGGACCUCUUUCGGUGAUAUAUACGGCCGCCGGAUUGUCUUUAUCAUUGGCACUGUCGUCGCGCUGGUGUCGACCAUUGGUGCGGCAGCUGCAGAUAAGUAUGGCAGUUAUAUGGCUGCUCGCUUCUUUCAAGGAUUCGGCGUUAGUCCAGCUUCGUCGGUUGGGAUGGCUGUCGUCAACGAUCUCUUCUUCGACUAUGAACGCGGACAGAAGCUUGGCCUGUGGGUUCUGGCAAUCGAUUCAGGGCUCCUGCUAGGACCAACGUUCGGUGGCUUCCUGAAUGUCGUGAGCGCCGCAUGGAUCAACUGGUUCAACGCCAUCCUCUUCGCAGCCUUGCUUGCUCUCGAACUCUUCCUCAUGCCCGAGACCUUGUACCCUCGCACCACCAUGCUCCAACACAUGCCGCCUUGCGUCAACGGACUCUCCACCACCGACAUAGAAAACAACCCAACCCGAGAGAAGACGACCACCACCACCACAGCAGCAGCAGCACAAUCACCCACAGCGGGACCCGACCUCCCCAGAACAAAGAACCUCCCCUUCCUCAACUUCCGCCCCAUCCCCGGCAUGCGCCAUCCCAAGCCCUGGGACUCGAUCACCCGCUUCAUCCUCACCUUCCGCCUCCCCGCCGUCGUGGUCAGCGUCCUCGGAUACUCGUUCCUGUGGUACUGGUGGAUCCUGUCCGUGAUCACGAUGGUGCCUGCCGCGUACGCAUCGCACACACCCGUGGUGCAGGGCCUCCUGUUCCUCGGCCUCUUUCUGGGGACGGUGGUCUCAGAGAUCUGCUGCUCGGGCAGGCUGAGCGACUACAUCGUCGGGAGACUGGCGAAGAAGAACGGCAACGUGCGCGUCGCCGAGAUGCGGCUGUGGCUGGCCUACCCUGCUAUUCUCAUCACGGCCGUCGGCUUGAUUCUCUGGGGCGUGAGUAUCGACAAGAACUACCACUGGAUGGUGGGCCAGGUCGCGUUCUUCCUGUUCGCUGCUGGAGUCCAGGUUGGGAACACCGUCACAAGCAGCUAUAUCAUCGAUAGCUAUCCGCUCCAGUCGACCAGCGUGGUCAUCUUCUAUGCCGUCUUCCUCAAUCUGAGUGCCUUCAUCAACCCGUUCUUCAUUGCGCCCUGGCAAGCGCAGUCUGGGUAUACGUGGACGUUCACCACACAAGCGUUGAUCGUCGCGGUUGCUGGAACAGGUGUGUUUGCGUUGUUGCAGAAGUAUGGUGCGCUGAUACGCAGGAAAUCACCUGUGCCUUCAUGGGUGAACCCGGAGUUUGAUUCGGGGAGUUAA